Peromyscus leucopus (white-footed mouse) is the source of this 3173-nucleotide messenger RNA. It is a transcript of the gene Pard6g, whose product is annotated as par-6 family cell polarity regulator gamma. The transcript has 3 exons. The record is from RefSeq and is a predicted model, not a curated record. NCBI's taxonomy places the organism in Eukaryota, Metazoa, Chordata, Mammalia, Rodentia, Cricetidae. Gene Ontology annotation, molecular function: protein kinase C binding. The coding region runs from base 160 to 1311 and encodes 383 amino acids. Gene Ontology annotation, cellular component: apical plasma membrane; nucleus; cell cortex. Gene Ontology annotation, biological process: regulation of cellular localization; establishment or maintenance of cell polarity; centrosome cycle.
GGCCAGCCCAGCUCCGGCCCGCCUCACACCGUGCAGCCCGGGCGCCCUAGCGAGCGCGGGCCCGGCGCCGGGCCCGGGCAGACGGCCGGGGGCGUCUCCGCCGAGACUCUCUCCGUGGCCCCUGAGAGGCGAGGGCGAAGGCUGAGUGGGGCCGAAAUCAUGAACCGGAGUUUUCACAAGUCUCAGACCCUACGCUUCUACGACUGCAGCGCCGUGGAAGUCAAGAGCAAGUUUGGGGCUGAAUUCCGAAGGUUCUCCUUGGACCGUCAUAAGCCUGGGAAGUUUGAAGAUUUCUACCAGCUGGUUGUGCACACCCACCACAUCUCCAACACCGAAGUGACCAUCGGCUACGCCGAUGUACACGGCGACCUGCUGCCCAUCAACAAUGAUGACAACUUCUGCAAGGCGGUGUCAAGCGCCAACCCCUUGCUUCGGGUCUUCAUCCAGAAGCGAGAAGAGGCAGACCACUACAGCUUUGGAACAGGCACCCUGUCAAGGAAGAAGAAGGUGCUGGUGACCCUGAGGGACGAGGGUCUGCGCCGGCGUACACACCUCAACAUCAGCAUGCCGCAUGACUUCCGCCCAGUGUCGUCCAUCAUUGAUGUGGACAUCCUCCCCGAGACACACCGCCGAGUGAGGCUCUACAGACAUGGCUGUGAAAAGCCCCUGGGCUUCUACAUUCGAGAUGGCACCAGCGUGCGUGUGACCCCCCACGGGCUAGAGAAAGUCCCGGGCAUCUUCAUUUCCCGGAUGGUGCCCGGGGGCCUCGCAGAGAGCACUGGGCUACUGGCUGUGAAUGAUGAAGUCUUGGAGGUGAAUGGGAUUGAGGUAGCUGGAAAGACAUUGGAUCAAGUCACAGACAUGAUGAUUGCCAACAGCCACAACCUCAUUGUCACCGUCAAGCCUGCCAACCAAAGGAACAACGUGGUCCGCAGCAGCCGCACAUCCGGGAGCUCUGUCCAGUCCACAGACAGCACCACCAGUCACCACAGCCUGCCAGCCGCCCAUGUCCUGCAGAAUUUCCACACUGAAGAAAUGGAGAGUGAUGAGGAAGCCGACAUUGUCAUUGAGGGGGCUCUGGAACCUCAACACAUUCCCAAGACACAGGCUGGACCUCCAGGCAGCCUCUCGAGGGCCAACGGCACCAGCCUGGCCCACAGGCUGCACAGGGACAUGGUCCUGCACAGCUCUGGGCGAGAGAGCAACGGCAGCAUCCACAGGUUCCUCAGCUCCCUGAAACCAGACCCCCGACACAGCCUGGUCCUCCCCCAAGGAGGUGUAGAGGAGCAUGGACCGGCCAUCACACUCUAGGGAUUGAGCCACUUGGGCAGGCCGAGGUCCCAGACAGACUGCGUGGCAGCAAGACCCAUGGGUGGCAAGUGUUGAGUAGCAUGUAGUACUAUUAGAUGUAUAGUGACUCCAAAGGGAAAUACUUUAAACUUUUAUGUCAAUUUUAAAAUAAGAAAAAUGUGUACUUCAUCUUUUCCUUUUUUCAUCAUUCCUACAAUCCUAUUCUUUAUUUAAGCUUUUGGACAAGAAUACUGUCUAUUUUUAUAGGAUUUUUCCACAGAGCUUAAAAUUAUACAUACCUGCACAUAUUCUGAGCCAGGCCUCAGUGCAUGUCCAGAACCUUUGCAGAGUAAAACAAAAUACUAAAGUACAGAGGGUAUUUUUUAAAUUUUUUAAAAUACUUGUUUUUAAAAUGAAGCUUUAUAGAUAACUUUUUUAAACUAGUAAAAUUCCUGUUUUUAACUAGUUCAUGUAAAAAUACCGUGUGCUGCCUGAGUGCGCUACUGACCCAGUGUGGCUGUGACAGGAAAAUGGGAACUGUCUGCGGAUGGCUUUCCUCACAGAAGAAUCUCUUUUCACAUUGUUUACAGCCAGCUCCAAAAGCCCACUGGCCUAGACCAGGAGCCGCUGGGGUCCCAGGGGCUGUGCAUUUGCAGGUCUGCCCCAGCCUCCACAGGCAGGCAGUUACUGCCUUCAGCCUCCUACAUUGAGUUUAAGAAGUCAGCAAGUCUGCUGGCUGGAAGAUGCGGCCCAGUGAUGUCACGUGGGAUUAAAAGCCAAUGUUUCCAUCAGUGUUUUCUUUGGGUGGACAGACCAGGGCAGUUUUCAGAUGUCUGCAGUAGAAAUGAGAGACGAGCACCACACCUCUGAAGCCCCACAGCAGUGGGGUGGACAUGCUUGUUAGCUUUGCUUUAAAACAGCUGGUUGUUUUUCUAAGAGAAGAGCAGAGCAUGUCAGUGCGUGUUUCCACAGCAGUGGUUGGUGGCAGGAAUUCUCUCAACUAGAACAAAGCACGUGGAACUUAAUAGUUUUGACAGAUCACUUUUCUUAGACCUUCUUAGAGGUGUAUUAUUGUCUGACCCAAUUAAAUUUUAUAUGAAUUGUGUUUUCUGUUUGGAUACAGUGUUGGCAAGAGAAUGGCUCAUUUAUUAACUGAGAACAAACUGACCGAGUGGAUCUUACAUGUAAAUACAGGUUUAAAGUGUCUUCCCAGCCUUCCAGGUGGAGAGCCCCACCUGCUGGUCAGAGGCAGAACUGUCCUGACUUCAUGACUGUCAGAAGAGCACUGCUUCCCAGCGUUCUCCUUUGUCUGGGGUUUAUUGUGAAGAAGUGAGUUCUUUUCCUUUUCUGUUUAUUGGGCAGAAGUAGCUUUUGCUGAGGAACUGUUUCCUUGGCCUGUUUCUCAGUUGUGUGCUGAGGAUCAUCCACCACUUAUUUCUGAGCACAAGGAAAAGAUGCUCCCUGAGUCUCAGUGCUAAAAGAGCAUAUCGUGUGUUGCUCCAGUAGUCUGGAAUGUGUUUUACAACAAGUAUUACAGAACCAAAAAGCUGAUGAUCAGUUACUACAAGAUUUGUGCUCAGCUAAGCUACCGCUUGGUACAGUGUGUUGAAUACACUGGGUUUACUACCAAGAUGAAAAGUUGUUUCUUAUCCAUGCUUAAGUUGUUUGGCAAAUGUGAAUCAGUUUAUUCAAGGGAACUAAAAAAAAAAAGAUGUUGUGAGCUGUUGCAUAUGAGGAAUUACAUGUGUUUAGCGGAUGCCUGAGUGUAUUUUUCUAAACAGAACUCUACUCCUACAUUUUAUUUCUUUUGAACAAAUCUACGUCAUUCUAUAUUGUUUGGUUUUAUAUAUCAGAAAAUAAAAACUGUUUUGCUUUUGAGUUUA